Messenger RNA from Lachancea thermotolerans CBS 6340, 1815 nucleotides. RefSeq lists its product as uncharacterized. Lineage: Eukaryota; Fungi; Ascomycota; Saccharomycetes; Saccharomycetales; Saccharomycetaceae. The coding region runs from base 1 to 1815 and encodes 604 amino acids. The transcript has a single exon. The record is from RefSeq and is a predicted model, not a curated record. Gene Ontology annotation, cellular component: endoplasmic reticulum. Gene Ontology annotation, biological process: regulation of lipid storage.
AUGUCUGCUGCAGAACCUAACCACGGAGUAAGUUCCGGCGAGCGCAAUAAUCUAACUGGGCAAGGCGCUGAGGACAGACAAGCUCAACAAGGUCUUCCAGGGACCUAUGGCCACAGAGCAAACGAAAAUGAACCGUUACUUAGAGAAACGCAAGCGAAGCCUUCACAUAGGUCCAUUGGACAGGUGCCAACGGAUGGUCAUCUUCCAAAUGAGAUUGAGGGUUCGCAAGGGAGACAAUUCAAAACCCGGCAAAAGUACCGAGUUUUUGUGCAGGAUUCAAAAAUUAUCUUGAAUGUGUUAAUUUUUAUCAACCUUGUGUGGCUGAUAACAACCUUUAUCAUGGACUACUUUUUCAAUAUUGGAUUUUUGCAUUUUAGCAAGAGGCUUACGAGUUUCAACGAUCUUUGUUUGAUCUUUGUUUCCAUUGUCGCGAACUCGGUCAACUUGUGGUCGAACCGUGUGGGGCUGUACUCCACUCUGGACCAAGGUCUUAACGUUGUUUUGUUUUUCAUGACCUUGUUCAACCUCUUUUUAACUCUAAUAAUAGGCUACACGAGAAGGAGGUUGGGUUUUGUUGGAGCCUUCACUUAUAUUUGGGCAGCGUUGACCUUUUUUGCGGGUGCUGUGUUGGACUGGUACUUAUACUACUACUUCAAGGAGUUUCAUGCUGCGGAGGAAGAAAUCGAAGAAUCUCCUUCCCCAAGUGGCUCAAGGCAUACUAUGAAAGAGUGGGUGUCAAUUGGUGCGCGCAACUUUGUAAAGUGUGCCAUUUUCGUCUUCUAUGUUUUCUUCACACUAAACACAUUGCUAUACACAAUUGAUGUUGGUCGCGUCACCAGAGGUGUCAAGGAUGUUUCUGCUAAAGCUUCGGCUUCUUAUGAUGCUUUCCACUGGGUCGACAAAGAGCACACCUACCAGCUACACAUAACUUGUUAUGGCGACUUUUCUGCCACAGAUGAGGAUCGCCAACCUGUAAUUCUUUUCGAUCAUGGCAGUUUAGACACAGCCUUCCUUUCUGCGACCUGGAUUCAAGAACUGUAUCAUCUAAACAGAGUUGAGCGCUACUGCACUUACGAGAGACCAGGAUAUGGUCUCUCCGACUCUGCCCCUGCCCCCAUCUCGAUCGCUAUGGUCGCGGAUGCUUUAAGCUAUGCUUUGAUCAAAGAUGCAAAAAUAAAGGGGCCAUUCACCACAGUUGGCUACGACAUUGGGGGACUUUUUACUCAGGUUUUCACCGCUAAGAACUUGGACAAAGUUGAAUCGAUGCUUCUUGUUGAGUCGUGGCAUGAAGACAUUUUACUUAAAAACUACCUUCAAAGACUUUUACCUCCAGAUAAUGACAGCAAAGAUCCGGAUGACAUUAGUAAGCUGCCUAUUGAAAUUAAGAGGCAUAAUGGUUUCAAGCUUUGGUGGCAAGGAAUUUGGUCCACUCUUGGAAUAAAGCUUCAAACUUCAUGGCUUCUCGCUCACCACGGCUCGAAGGAGAGAAUACUGGGACGCGAUAUGCAAUAUCAAGGAAAGUUCAUAAGGGCCAAAUUUUUGGAAAGCGUCACAAGCUCUCUAUUAAGCUACAAGGAUGUUCUCAAUAGCAAGGAGAAGUUGAAAGAUGUUAAAACGAGUGUGGCAAGCUCUAAUCAACUCAUAAAAAAGUCGCCACAGUGGGGUAAUUGGCAAAGAGAUAUUACUAGAAUUUCCUCAAAGACUCAAGAGUGGAAAAUUCUCAAUGGCGGACACGAAGUUUACAAAUUCGGCAGUGCUAAGCAAGAGCUCCAGGAUGUCCUUCUGAGACUUAUUGGAGAUAAGGACCGUUAUUAA